GCUGCGGUGUUCACGCGGAGUGACAUUAGAGGUUUUUAGUUUGAAGUUUUCGUGCUCCGCUCCGCUCCGGGAGCACCCGCGAAGCCGCAGCACUUUUUCCACCGCACGUGUGUGAUGGCUGAAACUCUAAGAUAUGGCGAAUAUCAAUUGCUGUGUAGUGGGGUGCCCAAAUACCUACGACAACUCGCCUACAACAUGGUUCUACUCAUUCCCCGACAGGCCUCGCGAACGGCGGCAGCAGUGGAUCGCCGCUGUUCGUCGGGAAAGUGCAGACGGCUUUCUGUGGCAGCCUACCCAACACAGCAAGAUCUGCAGCCAUCACUUUGUAAAUGGAGAGAAGUCAAACGAUCCAAGAAGCCCUGCCUAUGUGCCAACACUGUUUCCAAGUGUGCAAAGACCCACUGAAGUUCCUACUGCAGACAGGCUCCAGUCACGAGAUGAGCAUGAACAACCCACAUCGAGCUGUGUGUCACCGGUUCCCGACGACCGAGAACGGGGUGGUGUAAUGGCAGAGCACACAAGUGGUGCAACGAGCGUUGACAUCAAGGUAGAGCAGAGCAGCCCUCCAACUUCACCACCUCCUUGGUUGAUAUGUGUAGACGUCAAGGAAGAGCCAAAUAUCCCUCCAACCACGGAUUCUCCUGACGUGAGUGCUGACAUUAAAGUGGAAUGGACUAGCCCUCAAACUUUGCCAGCUUUCGACUUGAAUGUUGACAUCAGGAUAGAGCCAAGUGGCCCUACAGCUACACCACCUCCAGGCAAGAGUAUUGACAUUAAGGUGGAGCCGAGUAGCCCUACAGCUGCAUCACCUCCAGUUUCUCUAGACAUGGAUAGAGAAGGACCAGCUGAGCCUCUAGACCUAGUGCCAACGGUUGUCCCCCCAACAAUUUCAACACACAGCACUGGAACUACAGACUACGCAGCUGUUAUAGAUGGUGACAAAAGACCAUCAGGAGGUGCUGUAGAAUCAUCACAAAAAAUGUCCAAAAGGAGUGUGUGCUACAAGUACAGAAGUAACAUGCCUGGGCAUUGCACCACGAGCAAAGAAUCUGCAACAAAGCAUCGGACUGUUCACACGAAGAAGAAUGGCUAUGUCUGUGCAGUCUGCGGACAGCACUUUACUCAUAAAAUGGGCCUUAUCCAACAUCGGCGUCUCCACGCAGGCGAGAAGCCUUUCGCUUGCACCAUCUGCGGCCGAAAAUAUGCCCGGAGAGUGCGUCUCGUGAACCACACAGCAAUGCACAUGAAUGAGAAGCCCUUCGCUUGCACCGUCUGCGGCCAGAAGUUUACACAGAAAGCUCGUCUCACUAGGCAUGAAGCAGUGCAUAUGGAUGAGAAGCCGUACCCCUGCACAGUCUGUGGUCGCAGAUAUGCUUACAAGUGCAAUCUCCAAACACACCAGGCCAUUCACAUGGAAAUCAAACCCUAUACUUGUCUCAUCUGCAACAAGCAGUUUAAUCAGCAGUCAAGUCUUACUAGACACAUGGUUGUUCACACAGAUAAGGAAUUGCACUGCUGCUCGGAAUGUGGUCGCAGGUUUGCUUACAAGAGUGAUCUCCUUGCACACGAAAUAAUCCACAAGGAGAAGAAGCCUUAUGCUUGCCUCAUCUGCUGGCCGGCAGUUUGCACGGCGAUUUUUUUUCAAUAUGCACAAGGCCGUCCACGCAAAUGAAAAACCAUAUCUUUGCUCAGUCUGUGGCCGCAGGUUUGCUUACAAGAAUAGUCUUGUACAACACAUGUACAUUCACAAAGAAGAGAAACCACACGCUUGCCUCAUCUGCAGCCAAAAGUUCAAACGGAAGAUAAGUCUCACCAGGCACAUGGUUAUUCACGUGGAUAAAGAAUCACAGUGCUGCUCAGUUUGUGGUCGCAAUCUUCCUUGCAAGAGUAGUCUCCUUACGCAGCGAUAUUAUUCACAAGGAGAAGAAGCCCUAUGCCUGCCACAUCUGUGGCCUGCAGUUUACUCGCCAAGUGCAAUUUCAAUUUGCACAUGGCCGUCCACGCAGAUAAAAAACCAUACACUAGCUCAGUCUGUGGUUGCAGGAUUGCUUACACGAGUAGCUUGGGGACUAGCAAGUUCAUCUACGAAGAAGAUAAACCAUACACUUGCCUCGUUUGUGGCUCGAAGUAUGUCCACAAAUCAAAUUUCAUUCGGCACAAGAGUAUGCACACAGCUGUUGUGGAAUAUGCAUGUAAGGUGUGCCCAUCCAAAUUCUUAGCCAAGGCAUCUCUGGACAGACACAAGCAGCUGCACGAAGCCGGAGUACUGUUGUUUCACUGCACCGAGUGUGGCCGGGCCUUUCGAGAAAAAACAGCACUGAAGAUGCACUUUAAGUGGCAUAAGGUGGACAAACCAUACCCGUGCCACCUUUGUCCAUCAAGAUUCACAAAGAGAUAUAAUCUGAGAGCUCAUGUGCAAAGGCACACUGGUGAAAAGCCUUACAAGUGUCCCAUUUGCCAGAGACGGCAUUCUAGGCAUUCAUACCUCAAGGAGCAUAUGCGCCGGAUGCACCCUGGAGGAAACAACACAUUGGUGAGCCCUCAGACCAGCCAGCCUCUAGAACAUGCUGACGCAACUGAAGAAGGAGCAGCUGAGGCAGCACCUAGCAGUAGCAACUCUGAAGCUUCGAGCGACACCAUGGAUUCUGGGAACACACCUAUAUGAAUGAAGAAAAGGACCUGCUGGAGCAACUCUUCGCCAGAGCCCCUCUGUCAUUCCAUGUACAGGCAGCACUGAAACUUCGUGACAUUGAAUUACCAUUACCAGCCGAAACCUAUCGACCGGUGCUUUAUGGAUUUCUGUUUUUUUUUUCACGUUUUGAUUUAUUACUUGUUUUGUGAACAUUACACAAUAGUGACCCAAGUAUCCCUCUGUAAUACCCACUAAGCUCUUAGGGCACAUGAAAUGAAUUGUCGGCUCCUGUCGUGCUUGGCACGCCUACGGUGCAGGCACCCAAAGAAACCAAGUUCGUUGCCGUGCUCGCCGACCUGAUUGAGUACACCGUCUGCAGUGUCCCGCCAUUGUGCAAGAAGGUUCUCCUCGACAACCCCAAUAAUGUUACCGUAUUUUCCGGUGUAUAAAGUGCACCUUUGUAUAAGACGCACCCCCCAGUUUUCGCAAGUUUUCAUGCAAAAAUUAAUAUAUAAGACGCACCGGUGUAUAAGACGCACUUACAUUCACUCACUUUCCGCAAAGAAACUUCAUAACGUGCAGUUGAGCGAGCAUUGUAAAAUGCCGUACUUACGUUUCUGAGCGCCAGUCCGUAAGAAAACUUAUACUACACCGAACUUGUGAGAAAAAAUAAUGCGCACCCACUGAAACGUUCCGCACGACUGCAGGAAAACAUUUUAUUCCUCAAAGCCCUCAAAGUCCUCGUCCUCCGACGUGCUUUGGAAUAGUUCAGCGAGCUCUGGCGGCAGUGACGCUGGGACUUCCUCUGUUUCCUCUUCGGAAUCGCUGCUGCUGCUGCUGUUGUCGUCGUCGAGGCCAGGGGCUGAGGAUGCUAGCAGGCCUGCCUUGCGGAACCCCGCAGUUACGGUGGCCUGUGACACCGCACACCAGGCUUCGCGCACCCACUUUGCGACCUCGCGAAACGAAGCACGCCUCAUGCGUCCAGUUGCGGUAUAGCUAUGCUCGCCGUCGGACAUCCAUGACUCCCACAGGCGCCGCAGAAUAGCCUUGAAACUGCGGUUCACCGAGAUGUCCAACGGCUGAAGCAUUUUUGUCAUCCCGCCUGGGAUAACCGCAGCGGUGCAGUUUUCUGCCUUGAUGCGCUUCAAAGUGAGCUCCGUUAUAUGCGCCCGCAUGCUAUCCAAUACCAGGAGGCCCUUCUUCGCAUGAAAAAAACCGUCCGAUCGCUUAGAAAAGCAUUUUUCAAGCCACUUGCCCAUCAUCUCUUCGUCCAUCCAGCCUUUCACGUUCGUUUCUAUGACGACACCAGGCGGGAACGACUCUUUCGGCAUCGUCUUCCGCUUGAAUAUAAUCAUUGGCGGAAGUUUUUGCCCGUCGGAGCAACAUGCCAGCACAACCGUGAAGUGCGCUUUUUCGUGGCCGGUAGUUUUGAUGGUGACAGACUUGUCACCUUUCGGUGCCACACUCCUUUCUAUUGGGAUGUCAAACGUAAGUGGCACCUCGUCCAUGUUUAUUAUAUGGCUGUUGCCGAUGCCAUCAUCUUCAAUGGCUUUCUUAACGAAAGCCUGGAAUCUUUCAAGCUUGUCCUUGAAAUCUGCUGGCAGAUUCUGGCACAUGCUUGUGCGGGCCCUCAUCGCCAGCGCUUUGCGGCGCAUAAAUCUGGAGCACCAGGACGGCCCGCCAACAAAAUCAACGGCGCCCACCUCCUUAGCUAGCGCCUGCGCUUUGAGACGCAGCUGCACCGUUGACAUCGCCCUACCUUGGGCACGCUGCUCCAGUAUCCAUGAGUGCAGACGUCCCUCAAGGUCUGGCCAUCGUGCUUUCUUGCCGCGGUCAGCUUUCUCGUCACUCUUCAUGGCCUGAAGCUUAGCAGUCGACUGUCGCCAUGUGCGGACCAUCUUCUCCGUGACGUCGAAAUGACGGCCCGCUGCCCGGUUUCCGUAGUCCUCUGCAUACUUCACAGCAGCAAGCUUAAACUUCGCCGUGUAACUUUUCCGUUUAGCCGGCAUACUGCAGGUGAAGGUAACAAAGGCGCGAACCAACCGAACGAAUGAAGUUGCAAAUGGCGACUAGUCCAACUCGCUGAACGACAGCGUAGCGGUGGUAGCGGCAGUAGCGGCCGAAUCCGAACCAAACCGCCGAACCCGUCGCGCACCUAUCGCCAUCUUACGCCGAUUUCACUCACUGAGUACAGCUCUCUAUGGUACAGCCUCCGAAACUCGCGCAGCUUCAGUGAGCUGAGAACUCGCACGACGACAUACUUUUUAAAAUUUUUCCGUUUUAUGUACUUUGGUUUUGUUUUAAAACUGUAGUACCGGCACGUUGAGUGUUCGUUAUUAUAAUUAUGAUGCAUAAUUCGCAUUGGACUGCUCUAGUGGUUUAAAAAAAAAAAGACUAAUGAGCAUCAACACGAGUUUCUCCCAAAAAACUACCAAAAAAAGUGCGUAUAAGACGCACCGUUGUAUAAGACGCACCUCCGAAAAAUUUUGAAAAAAACUGCGUCUUAUACACCAGAAAAUACGGUAUGUCAUUGCUAAUUCAGCAGUAUGUCGACAUGCUAUCUUUAGCGAAAACAUGCACGAUGAAUCCUGCACUCAAGAUAUCUCACUGUCCUAGUGGUCACCACAAUUUGAACUCAUCCACAUUUCAAAUAUAUGUGGGAAAGACACACCGAGGAAAUGUGUCGAUACGGUUCAACCCUCAGGCGUCGUUCCGGUAUUUUUAUCUUCAUGUGGCCCGUUUUCUCUGCUAUCCAGACAUCGCCUGCUCCAAGAUCGAUGGUUGCCAGCUGACAUGACAUCGCUGCGUGUUCAAGGUGGACAGUUGUGACAUAGCCAGUGUCGCCCCUCAGAAUCUUUCGAAGCGAGGCAAGGAAAGUCAUAGCGCAACGGAAACCUGCAAAUACCAUUCUUACAGAGCCAGUGCCGCCCCCUAGAAAAUGUGGCAACUCGGCUAGACAAGUCGCGGCAUAUACAAGUCCCACCAUCAUGACACAGUCAAUGAGGGACGGCACCAUUGGGCACGGCGGCACUCACGGAAUGCAACCACCUAACAAUCCGCUCGUCUUCAUCCUACAGGUGAGAAGGCGAUAUGGAAAGUGUAUCCGUUCAAACGACCCUUUCUUACUUGUGCUGCCGUGCCCAUGGCUAUGUACUGUUGUGAUUGAUGCUGUACCGACUCUUAAACUUUUACUGCUAGGCGGAGACAUUGAGACGAACCCAGGCCCUGACAUCAGCCAGAAAUUAAAAGAAAUCGCCGCAGAUAUCAAAGAGAUAAAGGAAAGCCGCCUACCUAAAAUCGAUAAGAAACUAGACUCGCUCGCGAGGCUAGAAGAAAAAGUGGAUUCAUGUCAAGAACAAAUAGCAAAUAUGAAAAUGGUAGUACAAUCUAAGCAAGAAAAAAUUGACGAUCUAGAGAAUCGCAGCAGGCGAGCUAACCUGAUAAUAUAUGGCUUUCCCGAGGUAGAAGGCGAGACUGCCUUGACACUUGAACGUGCAGUGAACAAAAGCAUAAUUGAAGACACCCUAGAAUUAAAACCUGCAGCAAUUGAAUGCAUACAUCGCAUCGGUAGAGCCCAACCAAACAAAACUAGGCCCGUAAUUCUCAAGCUGCAAGACUCAAGAGAGAAAUUUUCAAUAUUAAAACGGGGACAUAAACUUCGUUCCACAAGCCUAUCUAUCGGAGAAGACUUCUCGAAACGAGUACGUGAAAUUCGGAGAAAACUUUGGAACAGUGCGAAGGCAAAUCGAGAAAAUAACGAAAAGGUUUCCUUAGUUUUUGACAAGCUGUAUAUUAAUAAUCAUGCCUAUGUCUGGAGCAACGAAAAGGAUGAUAAGGUUCCGCUUAAGAAAAAACACGCGGAAGCUGCCUCAGAAACAGCCCGUGUAACCAGAACGACGAACGUACCCGGCGACCAAACAAAAAAGGGAGCCACUACUCGUCGUGCUGCAAAAUAGGCGAACUAACACUUCUCACAGUGAAUGCUAGAAGCGUAAUUAAUAAGCCUGAACCUCUUGAAAAUUUGAUCAUCGAUUAUGAGCCUCACUUAGCAGCCGUCACCGAAACGUGGCUCACGCCUGAUGUUUUAGAUCAUGAAUUUACCCCACCAAACUAUUCCGUGAUCCGAAACGAUCGCCCCACACGUGGUGGUAGGGUGGCACUAUUGAUAAGAAAAGGCCUCUCUUUCGUGGCCCUUCCAGAGGUACAAAAUGCUGAAGCGUUUUUUUGUAAACUACUUUGUGACGGUACCAGCAUAUUGUUAGGUUGUCUUUAUCGAAGCCCAAACUCGGGUGACGAUUCUAUCAGUGCAAUUCAUGAUUACAAGCAACGUCAUGCUUACGGUUCACGUGUUGUACUCAUGGGUGAUUUUAAUCUUCCAGACAUUAACUGGGAUAGUAUGUGCUAUACGUCAUCAGCUUCGGAUGUGUUAUUUGACCUCAUGCUAACCUUCAGUCUUCAUCAGGUCGUUUCGCAGCCCACUCGCUCGCAGGGAGUAACUGAGAACAUACUUGAUCUAAUAUUUUUCAGCGACCAUUUCGACAUACUAAACUGCAUAAGAAUUGAUGUAACCCGAAGUGGUUUCUCGACGGUAACUCAACUUACUGAACUAGUUCAUGACCUUGCCAUUACAGUUAAUAACCGUGGUCAAACUGACUUAAUUCUACUUGACCUAUCUAAGGCUUUUGACUGUGUAUGCCACAGCAAACUAAUAGCUAAAGUAGAAAAUGUUUUCGGAAUAGGAGAACUUUCCGCUUGGAUAAAAGCUUUCUUAUUUAGCAGGUCACAAUUUGUACUCUAUGAACAGAUGUCUUCUAACACAGUAGCAGUAACAUCCGGCGUUCCCCAAGGCUCGGUACUUGGGCGAUUGCUUUUCUUGCUCUAUAUUAAUGAUAUCACUGCUAACAUCACUAACAACAUCAAGCUAUUUGCGGACGACUGUGUGAUCUAUAGAGAAAUUAAUCAUUACAACGAUCACAUUAUGCUUAAUGAUUCUCUAGCUGUCGUGGCUAAUUGGUGCUCUAAAUGGCAGAUGAAAAUAAAGACACAAAAAUCAGGGAUAAUGACCGUAAGCAGAAAAACAAAACCAUCCAACUUCCCAUACACCAUUAAUAACACACUUCUUAAUAAAGUUGAGGAACAUAAAUAUCUAGGAGUUACACUGACUUCUGAUCUCAAAUGGGACAAACACAUCGCUAAUAUAACUUCGAAGACGCUACGCAAACUAUUCUUCUUAAAACGAACUCUAGCGCUCUCAACAAUGCCAACGAAGCUGCUAGCUUACGCAUCAUUCGUAAGACCAGUUUUAGAAUAUGCAAACAAUGUCUGGUUUCCGUAUUCGCUGACUAAUAUAACCAAACUAGAAGCAAUACAAAGGAAAGCUGUAAGAUUUAUUUACAACAAAUAUAGACGCACAGAUUCCCCAACACAUAUUUUAACUCAGUCAGGUUUACAAACACUGUCCACAAGAGCGAAACAGGCUCGCUUAAAGUUCCUUUUCCAGCUAGUAAAAAAUAACUACAAGAUAGAUUCAUCCAAAUACCUUUCAUUUUCACAGGCUCGGCAAACUCGCAAUAAACAUGCGCGCACGUUGUCAGAAUACUCAUGUAGGAACGACACGUUUAAGUACUCGUUCUUCCCGCGCGCGAUAGCGGAAUGGAACCAACUUGAUGCCACUAUCACAAACUCCCAAUCGCUAUCAGAAUUUAUUGCACAGAUAGAAAAAACUGGGCGCGCAUAACAGUUUAUACGCAUGCAGGCGCACCGGUCCAGAUCUGCUGUUCGUUAGUUAAAGCAACACCUUUUUCAGUGUUCCUUUUACAGUAGUAUAGCUAUUUUUAAAGUAUGCUUUCAGUGCUUGCUAUUCCUGUCACAACUGUUCCAUUUACGUUUUCCCUCACGAUAUCAAUGCUAACAUAAGUUCCUUUCUUCAAUCAUGUAUUUUAUUUCUAUCGCCUUUCGGCAUGGUUUCAGCUCUGUAUAAUGGCUAUAACUUGCUUUGUAUCUUGUGAUUAUUGCAUACAUUGUGUAUUAAUAACAUAAUUAACGUUUAACUUCUGUACUGCUCAAUGGUUAUAUGAUCCUCAUGUCCUGUUAUUAUGCUUGCAUGUUUUUACGUCUACAUCCUUUUUUUGUAUGUGUGAAAAAUUACUGUAUUGCCCAACUGCCACGCUCUCGAAGGAGAGUAGCUGUAUUGUAAAUAAAUAAAUAAAUAAAUAAAUAAAUGCCGCCCACCGGAAAUAUCCCU
Messenger RNA from Rhipicephalus microplus (southern cattle tick), 8876 nucleotides. RefSeq lists its product as uncharacterized. Gene Ontology annotation, molecular function: sequence-specific DNA binding. NCBI's taxonomy places the organism in Eukaryota, Metazoa, Arthropoda, Arachnida, Ixodida, Ixodidae. The record is from RefSeq and is a predicted model, not a curated record. Gene Ontology annotation, cellular component: nucleus. Gene Ontology annotation, biological process: regulation of gene expression.